Nicotiana tabacum (common tobacco) is the source of this 3668-nucleotide messenger RNA. RefSeq lists its product as uncharacterized. Lineage: Eukaryota; Viridiplantae; Streptophyta; Magnoliopsida; Solanales; Solanaceae. Gene Ontology annotation, molecular function: DNA-binding transcription factor activity. The record is from RefSeq and is a predicted model, not a curated record.
GUAAGAAGGCCGAACCACAUGACUUUGGGCUUAAACCUACCAACUAGCCUACAUGUAUACGUUUGUUUUUUCACCCUAAAAAUGGUUUUCCCGCCUAAGCCACCGUUACUAUUUUCAUGCCAUAUUUUCCGGUAAGAUAUCUUUAUCAUGUCCAGAGUGGCCUUCCAAAGUUCUCAGGAGAUCAACGAGAAACAAUAAAAGGAGAAAUGCACAAAGAAUAUUACUGCUAUUUGAGAAGUAGGGGUUAGUCAAAAUGGACUCCCCUGAACCUUCCUCAAAGACCGCUACCAUCAACUCUACAAUCAACCCCACACCUACCGAAGACUCACCUGUCUUCAGUUAUAUUAGCAACCUCUCUCCCAUACAACCUGUCAAGGCCGCUCCAGUUGUGCAAGGUUUCCCAGGGCUGAAUUCUCCUCCUCUUUUAUUUACCUCACCUCGAGUUAGUGCACAUAGUCGAUUGAGAAGGAGCCAGUUUCCUCAACUAUCCAGUGAAGCGUUUUCUGGGAAGAAUGACGAUUAUAACAAUGCUAUCACAGAUUCAGAUGGCAAUGGAGUAUCUGCUUCUCAAUUGAGAAGUGAACUAAGCCCUUCUAUUCAGAAAGUAUCUGAUAAUAACAUCUCUGUGCCUGAUGAAAGUGGGAGUCUCAUAAGAUGUGUGGAUGAGUUCUUAGUUGAUGUUUCGAAUUCAGAGUCUGCUAAUCCUUCAAAUUCAACUCAUCCCAGCCCAAAAGUAGCUGAUAAUAUUCCUCAAUCACCAAAUAGUGCAGCGGAAUCUGUUGCUGAUUUUGCAAGUAAGGAUGCAAGAAAAGACGAGAUUCCAAAAGAUGCUGCCCGUCUUGUUGUAGAGCAAGCUGAAGAGGAGAAUAAGGGAAAGUCCUCAUCUGAUCAGAAAGAUAAUGGGAUUUACAGUACCAGUACUGAUUCUGAUCUGCCAUCUCUCAAUUCAUGCACAAAGAUUGAGCCUGACUUGCUUGCUGAUAAUUCAUUGCAUUAUCAUUAUAGUGGCCGUCAGAUGGCUCAGCUUUCAAGGGCUGACCACGCUAUGUUGGAUGACGCUUCUGAUAUACAGAACGAACCAUUGGAGACUGCACAUGAUUGCAGAAACGAUAAUGAUAAGAUUAACUCAAUGUCAAGUGCACCAGAUGAAUGCAUUAUGCAGCAUGAUUCUCAAACCAAGGCUGGUCAACAUCAAAGUGGAAUACGUAGGCGUUGUCUCCAAUUUGAAGAUGCUCAACGGAAGAUAUCACCAACUAGCUUGGGUUUACAGAACGCUUCAGGUGUUGUGAGCUGCUCAAUACCACCAGUCAGUCCUGCUGUCAUAGAGGUCGUAGCAUCAGUUUCAUCAAAUAGAUCAUCAACUGCAAGCAAUAGGCCAUCUACCCAACUGACAUCUUCUUCUGACAAUUUUGAAAGCCUUGCUGUUAAAGUUCCCAAGCCAUCUGGUAUUGGCUUGCACUUAAAUAGUAUAGCUAUGCAAGCUGGUUCUCGUGCAACUGUAAGCGUGAAAUCAGCUGAGAGGGGUAACUUGAGCUUACAUGAGAAGAAGUUGACGUCCAUGAUGAGCUGUCACCCUUCUGAGAACUUAAAGAGUUGCUCGAUAUCUUCAAAUGUGGUUGGGAGCCAUUUGACUAGCGGUAACUAUGAUGGUGAACAUGAAAGUUAUGGGACGAAUGCACAAAGUGCUGCCUCUUUGCAUCUCAAUGAUGCAAAACCUUUAAACAACACUGUGCUCUUGAAGCCAACGGAGCAUACUAUAAGUCACAAAAGGAAGGCUAGCGCCGAAUAUAUUGACAGCCCUAUGGAUUACAAUCAGUCCAGCCCCAAAAAGAAAAGGAAGAAACCCUCAGAUGGCUAUGAUGGUGAUGGCUGCAAAAGAUGCAAUUGUAAGAAGAGUAAAUGCUUGAAACUUUAUUGUGAUUGCUUUGCUGCUGGAAUAUAUUGUGCGGGGUCUUGUGCUUGUCAAGGUUGCUUCAACAGACUUGAAUAUGAAGACACGGUCAAUGAUGUGCGGCAACAAAUCCAAUCUCGGAAUCCCCUGGCAUUUUGUCCAAAAAUUGUGCAGCAUCCCACUGAUUCUCCUGCGAAUAUUCUUGGGGCGGAGGGAGCAAGUUUUACGCCUCCGUCUGCAAGGCACAAAAGAGGUUGUAGCUGCAAGAAGUCAAUGUGUUUGAAAAAGUACUGCGAGUGCUAUCAGGCUAAUGUUGGAUGUUCCAGUGGAUGCCGUUGUGAAGGAUGUAAAAAUGUCUAUGGUCUGAAGGAAGAAUACGGUAAAGAUUUGGUGAAAAAACAUUGCAUCACUGAGAGAUUGGAGAAGUCAGUUGAGGAAAAGGUGGAAAUGGUGACAGCUACAAGUGGGUUAUUGCAAAUUGAUCAAAGAAAUCAAUGCAACUUAACUCCUCCUACACCUUCAUUCCAGUGCUCAAACCAUGGGAAGAAUGCAUCUAAAUCUUGGUUUACUUCUGGAAGAUACCUUUCUUCACCUGAAUCUGGUCAAGCUAUUUAUGGGCUGUCCCCAGCAUCUCCUACAAAUUCUAAGAAUCAUGACAUAGACCAGGAAACUACUGGUGAUAUUAUGGAUCUUGUUACCUUCGAUCAGGAGUUUAAUUAUAGCAAUGCAAAAUUAGCAAAUGAAUUCUCACCAGGGUUUCAUGUGACUGGCAAUACGGAUGAUCUUUUGGCGUUACCAAAGUCACAAGAUUUGGCAAGUAAUACAGGUGGUCAACUGAUUCCUCAAACUGUCCAUUUCCAAUCAACGUGGCCGCUAUCCUGGCGUGACUCACCGAUAACCCCUAUGAACCAAUUUGAUGGGAGUGGGAUGAAUGCUCUGGAAUUACUAAACUCUGAUAAGAAGCCAUAUGCAAUGGCAGAUGACACACCGGAAAUACUAAAGGACUCUUCUAUGCCACAAACUGGUGUGAAAGUAAGCUCCCCAAAUAAGAAGCGUAUUUCUCCACCUAAUCGUCAUUUGAAUGAGCUUGGUUCUAGCUCAUCUGGAGGAGGCUUAAAAACUGGCCGGAAGUUCAUAUUGCGAGCUGUUCCUUCUUUCCCACCACUCACCCCAUGUACUGAUUCCAAAGAUGCUGCCGCCCAUAGUAUGGACAAUUCUCAAAAGGGUAGCAGCGGCAAGUAACGAACACUUACUUUGAACACUUACUUAUUUCGCCGUUUACUUUGACACACUGAAACUUGAGCCAAAUUCUCACUGGAAGGCUUCAUUCUACGGGCGCAUAAGCAUCAAACUCAUGAAGAUCAAUUAGUCAGAGAACUAGGUUUGUUUGAUGAAAGAACAAGAGACAUUUCUAAGAUAUGAACAUCCUUGCAUGAAUAUUGUUAUCUUAGAGGAAAACCAUGGGCAGCUUGAUUUCACAGUCCACACUGUGAAGAUGGGAGAGAAAUCCAUAUAUUCCUUUGCCUUCAUAUAAGGAACUCUAUGAUCUCCUUUGACAUCCUAUAUUUUAGAUAAAAAAUGAACAAAAUUUGAGUGUCAGUCGCUGCUGCUUAUCAUGUAGAGGAAAUACUGUGUUACUUUAAACUAGAAUUCAGGUUCUUUGCUUGGCCUAUUUGCUGCCAAGUACAAUAAUUGCUUUUAGUUGACUCAUAUAUUUGAUGGCAAACGAAGCAUUGUACUUCAUAUGAAAGAAGAAUGUUUACAAUUUCCUUCGCUA